UUAUCUUUAGGUUUUCAUGCUGUCAGAACCUGCCAUCCUUCUGUCCUACUACCUUAAAACUCACUGUUUGGGAAAUGAAUAGAAGAAUGCUUCAUUAGAAACAUGAUGCAGUUCACAAUUAACAGAAUCAAGUACCCCUAUCAUGGUCGUUAGCUAACGUUAGCUACGAAGCUAGGAUACUUGGACAAUCCCUUCAACUUGCUUGCUGACAGGUUAGCUUAUGACAGCUAACUUCGCUAUGUGAACUAACUAAGCCGGGAAAGUGGCGAUAAAGAAACUCCCUGCAACUCUCUGGUGUUGCAGGUCGCUCUCAUGUGCCCAUGGAGAAGGCGGCCUUUGAGGGGUGGCUGGAGUCAGUCUCUGCCACUUUCCUUACUCUAAAUGACCAGCAGCGCAACCAGUCUCUGGACCACCUCAUAUCUUUAAGUGGUGCUGUCCAGCUCCGUCAUCUGUCUAAUGGACUGGAGACGCUGCUCAAGCGUGACUUUCUACGCCUCCUUCCUCUGGAGCUGGCCUUCUACCUGAUGCGCUGGCUGGACCCUCAGACCCUGCUCACCUGCUGCCUUGUCUGCAAACAGUGGAAUAAGGUGAUAAACUCGUGUACAGAGGUGUGGCAGGGUGUGUGUCGGGAACUGGGCUGGAGGAUUGACGAGUCCAUUCAGGAUGCAUCACACUGGAAGGGGGUCUACCUGAAGGCUAAAAUGCGUAUGACGCAGUUGAAGGAUCAGGAGGCCUUUGAGACGUCGUCCCUCAUUGGCCACAGUGCUCGAGUGUACGCCCUGUACUAUAAGGAUGGCCUCCUCUGCACAGGAUCUGAUGACCUAUCAGCUAAACUAUGGGAUGUGCGCACCGGGCAGUGCAUUUAUGGGAUUCAAACACACACCUGUGCCACAGUGAAGUUUGAUGAACAGAAGCUGGUGACUGGAUCCUUUGACAACACUAUUGCAUGCUGGGAGUGGAGCACGGGGGCUAAAAUCCAGCAGUUCCGUGGCCACACUGGAGCAGUCUUCAGUGUGGACUACAAUGAUGAGCUGGACCUGCUGGUCAGCGGCUCUGCAGACUUCUCUGUGAAGGUCUGGGCUCUGUCUGCUGGUGCCUGUCUCAACACUCUGACUGGACACACUGAGUGGGUCACCAAGGUGAUACUACAAAAAAGUGAAGUAGAAUCUGUGGUGCAUAGUCCUGGUGAUUAUAUCCUCCUAAGUGCUGAUAAGUAUGAAAUUAAGGUCUGGCCUUUAGGGAGAGAAAUCAACUGUAAGUGUUUGAAGACGCUGUCAGUGUCAGAGGACCGCAGCAUCAGCCUUCAGCCCCGCCUGCAGUUUGAUGGACGCUACAUCAUCUGCAGCUCUGACCUCGGAGUUUAUCAGUGGGACUUUGCCAGUUUUGAGAUUCUCAGGGUGAUAAAAACACAGGACCCAGCUAACCUGUCCCUGCUCAGCUUUGGCGAGGUGUUUGCACUCCUUUUCGACAACCACUUCCUGUAUGUGAUGGACCUGAGGACAGAGGCUAUCUCAGGCCGCUGGCCUCUACCAGCUUACAGAAAAUCCAAACGAGGAUCCAGCUUCCUGCCCGGUGUGACUUCCUGGCUCAACGGCCUGGACGGGGGCAAUGACUCUGGACUGGUGUUUGCCACCAGCAUGCCCGACCAUAGCAUUCACUUAGUACUGUGGAAAGAGAACGGAUAGAAGCAAACAAGGAUUCCAGUCCCCUGACUGCUAGGAUAUGAGCCGCAAACAUGUGUGCUCUGGAAUAAAUGAACAUUAACAGCCAACAUAGACCAUGCAUGGACCAAAGCAUUUUGUUUUUCUGUUUCUUCCUCAGCAUACAGUCCUCCUCUCGACAUACACAUUCACAGAUGUAAAUGGAAGGCAAACUAAGAACGAUGAUGUAGCACUCUGGUGUGCUACACUCAGUGCUGGCUCAAUACUUGGUCCUGAUUUCUGCAGAAACCUGUAAACCAAUCAUUGGUCUUGGUCUUGGGCAAAGACAGAAAGAAAGUAAACAGACUUCUCGAAAGCCAAGAUGUUUCAGUGACAGCUAAAAAAAUGGCAUCAAAGGUUCUAAAAAUAGAAAUUCUAUGUAAUAGACUUCAACAUGGAAGUGUAAAUGUGUUUGUCAGAUUAGCUCUCUGAUCAGUUUAGCAUUGUGCACUCAUAUUUGUAGCCAACCUUUAAUUCAUAGUCUUUUCAUUGGGUGCCAACUUUGGCCAGUGACCUUUUCUUACCAGGGUAAGACUAUGUCAAAUGUGCUGUAGCUAGAACAAGCCCAGUGCCAAGCUGGUCAUUGAGCUGAUGUGCCGAAACAUUGGUUUCCUUGAAGAAAAGCAGGGUUGCCUUAAACACAGUUGCUGUAAAUAAUGGAGAAGAUCUCCUUUGACGUCAGAUUGUGACAUCAAAGGAGAUGCUCUUCGCGGUUUUUACAGACCAUCCCCAACGACGCUGUGUACUGAAUCGUAUAUUGAGAAGUGGUUUGGUACAUUGUGGUGUACCAUGUAAAACUUUGUGAGAUUUCAUGUAAUUCACUGAAUAUGCUUUUGGGACGUCUGGUUUAAAUGUCAGCUUGAGAAAUGUGAUGUGCCUUUUCAGUUCAUUUGAUGUUACAAACUAGAAUUCCUUGAUAACUCUGGCACAUUGCAGUAAGGUCACGACUGCAUUGUAAAUCUUACUUUUAUGUUAAAUUUUUUGUAUUAACUGUGCUCUAACAGUCUAAGAUGUCUGUAAUUUUAUAGUUAUCUACCUGACAUGACUUGCUCAGUGAAUUGCUUUUAUGAAUCAUUGACUGUGUAAAACAUCAGGUUUAUUUUUCUAAAGGCCUCAACGCAUUGCACAGCUGAGGAGGCGUCUUGGCAAGCAGGCGGUUCUGCACGUAAUACCUACUUUAGACUAAGGAAAAUUUGAAUUGAUGUUUUUUUGGCAUAACCACAGAAAUUAUGUGAAAUCAUGCCUCACGCUGUGCAUCAGUGUGUCGGAUUUAGUGGCAUCUAGUGGUGAGGUUGCAUACUGCAACUAACUGACAACUCCUCGCCUUGCCCUCCCCUUACAAGCAUGUAUGAGAAUCAAUGGUGGCUGCAAAAUUCAGGCAUUCUUAUAGCCUGUGUUUGGUUUGUCCAUUGUGGGCUACUGUAGAAACAUGGCGGUGCAACAUGACGGACUCUGCAGAAGAGGACCUGCUCCCCCUGUAGAUACAAAGAGCUCAUUUUGAGGUCAUGAAAACACGCCAAUUCUUAUUUUCUGAUUCCAUUUCUACCAAUAGAUCCCCCUAAAUCCUCCACACUGGCACUUACGCACCAUGUUGGAACUUGGUUGUCUACUUGUACAACAGUGAAACUUUAACCAUGAAUGAGUGCUUUUCCCAGAACUUUCAUUGGUCUUCCUUUGCAUUAGGCAGGCCACAGAUCAGCACGGAUUGAACUGUAUUCUUGUGCACCGAACCACAGCUAUGACGGAUCAGUUUUUUUUUUGCAUACACAGACCGUAACCUGUUCUUCACAUGGAUUAUUGUACACAGCAGAUGUACAGACUGUUCUUAGUUUAGGUUUUUCAAAUCUAAUUAAAACACCAACGAUAUACUGUAUUCUGUACUGUUGUCUGACCAUUGCACCACAUUAUAUCCUCCAGUAGCACUCAGUUAAAAUUCAAAAGACAUAAUAAUAUGAUUUGUAUAUAGAGUGGGUAAUUGAAAUUGGCCAGCAGAAAUGUGAAAUGUAUCUCUUUACAGUUAAUUGCGAUUGCAUUCAAGUUCUGCACUCUGUGUUAUUUCACAAAAUCAUAACAGUAGCUUUUUGGUCACCUGCAUCAGUCUACAAUCAGCUUCAACAUUGCAGUCUUUCAAAUAAAUAAA
This is a messenger RNA of Chelmon rostratus (copperband butterflyfish), 3840 nucleotides long. RefSeq names its product F-box and WD repeat domain containing 2 (gene fbxw2). Gene Ontology annotation, molecular function: protein binding. The record is from RefSeq and is a predicted model, not a curated record. The coding region runs from base 321 to 1685 and encodes 454 amino acids. The transcript has 8 exons. NCBI's taxonomy places the organism in Eukaryota, Metazoa, Chordata, Actinopteri, Chaetodontiformes, Chaetodontidae.